AUGCAGACCCGAGCGCGCCGAAAAGCCUAUUUACAAGCUGCACGAGCAACACUGUCGGACCUCCCAGUCGAACUCCUCGACGAAAUUGCCCAACAACUUGACAAUGCCUCUCUCAUUCAGUUCAGUCUAAUAUGCAAGUGCACCCACCACCUGGGCUUGCACUUAUUCUUCUCUCGCAACAACGUCAGCAAUCCGGCAGCUGGGUCGGUUUCCGUGUCUUCUACCGCUCCAGUAGAGACCCUUUGGGCCCUCCGUGUUGCCCUGUUCGUGCAGCACCUCCGAGGCAUCUACUACACAUUCAGAUCGCAUCGUGAUAUCAUGCAGGAAGUGGACGAGUUGACGUGCCUUCUACAUAGACUUUCUUCUGUUGCCUACAUCCACAUUGUCAUGAUUGGGUUCCAGUUCUUCGACUAUCGCCCGAAAUUACAAAAGGGUUGUGCUCGGCUUCAAGUGCGCAGUGACUCGCUACUUACACCAUUGCACGGGAUGAAUAAAGGUCUCCAUACUGCGCGUCGACGAAAAGAAGUGUCACCGUGUCGGCUGCAGGACCUCACUCUCACAUCCGACAUGCACCUUCAAGAGCCAUUCUUGCCCUGGACGUUGUCAAUCCUCCAUCGGUCAUCCUCAACCCUCACAACGCUGGCAGUGUACCUCGACGUUGUGCCAACAGCGUUAUUGAAAUCCUUCCUAAGAUCUCUUCGUCUUCCAGCACUCCUCGAUUUGACCCUUGUCAAGAACUCUCGCGACUCGAACAAUUGUCGUUUAGCGUUUGUCGACCUGUCCUUCUUCCUAUCACGUCACGCCUCCAUUGUCCGUCUGAAGCUCGGAGGAGCAGCACCCGCAAAAUUAUCUACGAAGCCGCCGAAGCUUCCUCGUCUGAUCACUGUGGGGGUCCAGGCUUCAUACCUCACUUGGAUCCUGGGUGAGCGGGAUCAGGAGGCGUUCCCUCACCUGCAGAGAGUAGGGACUCUAGGGAUGCCUGUCCUUCACCAUAACAAUGAUGCUGCCAACUACCCACCCUUCGACGAAGUCUUUGAAUCCAUUUGUCCGCUGCGCAACCCAAUUACCCUCGCACUACAUCUAGAGAACUAUCGCCUGGGAGAGUGGUUUCUCUCCCACCACCGCGCAGGUCAAGCAGGAAGCAUCAUCUCCUCUUUAGCAUGCGUCUCGUGUCUCGAGCUCAUCGCCAGCUUCACUACUUACCUUACGGCGGACAUUCUCACAAUUUUUCCAGAGUGGUUGGGCCUCUUCCCGAAAUUGGUGAAUGUCCAAUUCAGGUUCUUUUUGUCCAAUGAUCAAGAGCGUUUGUGCGAUCCGGAGAUGAUGAGGCGCAUUGCUAGGAGCUGCCCGAACAUCCUGAACGUCGUUGUCAACUACAAAUCAUGCGACCUCAAAAAGAUUCGGGAGGAGACGAAGACAUCGGAGGGUCACAUGGUUGAAGGUUCGCAGGACGGGGUUUAG
This is a messenger RNA of Cyclocybe aegerita, 1461 nucleotides long. Lineage: Eukaryota; Fungi; Basidiomycota; Agaricomycetes; Agaricales; Hemipholiotaceae. The record is from the annotation of a GenBank genome assembly.